Toxotes jaculatrix (banded archerfish) is the source of this 919-nucleotide messenger RNA. It is a transcript of the gene samd10a, whose product is annotated as sterile alpha motif domain containing 10a. Gene Ontology annotation, molecular function: protein binding. Gene Ontology annotation, biological process: cell surface receptor protein tyrosine kinase signaling pathway. The record is from RefSeq and is a predicted model, not a curated record. The transcript is spliced from 5 exons. The coding region runs from base 301 to 828 and encodes 175 amino acids. Gene Ontology annotation, cellular component: cytoplasmic side of plasma membrane. Lineage: Eukaryota; Metazoa; Chordata; Actinopteri; Toxotidae.
CAGUCAGCCAGCUGCUCGGGGACAUUCCUGUCUGUCUUCAACAACUUGAGCCCACAAACACCAGCAGCCGAGUGACACCGUGGACGACGUGAACUGGUUUUAAGGCAUUUCCCCAGUCAGACCAGCAGGACCCGAAAGGAUGUGGAGCGUCAGUACUCCUGCCAGACCUCGCUCAAACUUUUGUCGGUAAACGCAGCGAGAAGAGGGGGAGAAGCGGGCGCAGGACCCGCCGCAGCCUGAGUGUCGGUCACCGGAGACGAUGGGAGACUUUGACUAGAUCCACUACGGCACGGAAGCACCAUGGCUGUCGACGCGGCAUCCAGUUUCAGUUUCUGCAGGCCAGCUGUGGAGUACAGGGCCCUGUCUGAGGACUUCAAGCACCAGCUGAGUCGGCGGACAGGUGGGAACCUAACCUGGCAUGACGGGCGUGGACAGAAAACAGCAGGAGGCAGGACAGUGAAGCUGCUGCAGCAGCCGGGCACAGAGGCCCUGCAGUACUGCUCCAGUGACAGUUAUGGGAUAUAUCACACAAGUCCAACACAGCCCAGCCUGAUCCGCCCAGUCGUGCUCUGGUCACAGCAAGAUGUUUGUAAAUGGCUGAAGAAACACUGUCCGCACAACUACCUGACCUACGUGGAGGCAUUCUCCCACCACGCCAUCACAGGCCGAGCCCUGCUGCGUCUGAAUGGGGAGAAGCUGGAGCGUAUGGGGUUAGUGCAAGAGACGCUUCGGCAGGAGCUGCUGCAACAGGUGCUGCAGCUUCAGGUGCAGGAGGAGGGACGCAACCUGCAGCUGCUCAGCAGAGGUUCCUUUGGAAAGAUAUCGUAGCCAGAUUCCUGGAGUGGAAGUCCAGUGGGAGCUGUGGAAUCAUGGGAUAUAUACGAUCAAAAAAACUCAAAAAUGUGAAUCAGAUCUGUGG